UCAAGGUGGAAGGUUCAAAUCCUCGAGAUGUUGAAGCUUGAAGAAGAACAUGAUUUUUGAUUCAUACGUUGAGCCGCCACCGGAGAUAAUUUACAGAGGCGAAAAAGCUCGACGAAGAAGAAAAUGGCGUUGCAGAGAUUCCCUCGCAGCAUUCUAGUGGAGAUCCUGUUGAAAUUGGACCCCGAAACCCUCUGCUCCGUCGCCUGCGUCAGUAAAGCCCUACGAUUCGCCGUCGUUGAUGCCAUUUCCUUUCUCUCCACUCUCCAUCUUCCAAUCGCUUUCUUUCCAGAUUCUCGUACUCUGAAGACUGGCAUUCUAGGUCGGUGUCGAGGCAUGAGAAGCCUGACUGUUAAUUGCCUUCGCCUUGAUGAUUCUUCUCUCGUGGAUUUUCUUGGCCCUAAUUUACUCGAGCUGAAUUUGCUUUGCUGCUCUUCACUCUCUAGUAAAUUCCUUGCUGAAGUAGGCAAACUUUGUCCCAAUCUGAGGGUUCUUGUGCUUGCAUUGGCAGCUCAAGAUGAUUACGAAGAAUUCAACAGAAACUUGGCUGAAAUGCUCACAAGAUGCUUGCUCUUGGAUUCGAUAUCCUUAAAGAUUCGAGGAGCAGGAAAUGUUGAGGCUAAUUCCUUUAGUGCUGUUGAAGCAUUUCUUCCCAAAACCACCAAAACACUGAAGUUGAAGUCACUGCUUCAUGAUGUUGCAAUUUGCAUCAUAAACAAACUUAGAGAUUCUGGGAACUCCUUAAUCAACCCCUGUUCCAGAAACUUUGAAUCUCCUCCUUUAUCUACUGGGUUAAUGUUGCAGUGCUUGUCACUUACCUUGGAUGUUAUUUCUGAUGAGUUGAUUAUGACCAUUGUUGACUCUCUUCCUUUUUUGGUAGAGCUUCACUUGGAAGACAUGGCGAGCCCCGAACAAUUGGUGCGCCGUGACUUGACCAAUAGGGGACUUCAUUCGUUGAGCACUUGUCAUAAUCUGAAAUCACUGUCUCUAAUGCGUGGUAGAUAUAAUCACCAAGUCUCUUUCAAAAAGUUGAAUGAUAUGGGUAUGUUUCUGUUGUCUGAGGGUUGCAAAGGUCUCGAGUCGGUGAGAUUCUGUGGAUUCUCUAAAGUCAGCGAUGCUGGAUUUGCGUCGAUCUUUCACUCGUGCAAUAGGCUGAAAAAAUUCGAGAUUCGUAAUGCAUUAUAUUUGUCAGACCUGGCAUUUGACGGGUUAGAUGCCAUUGGUUGCUUUGUGACAGAGUUGAGAUUGUUUUCCUGUAGUCUCAUAACUUGUGAAUCUGUGAAGCAUUUGGCCUACUCUACACGCUUGGAAGUCCUUGAUCUAUGUGGCUGCAAGAGCAUAUCAGAUUCUUGCCUUGAUUCCAUUUCCACUUUGUGCCAUUUAUCAUCAUUGAUUCUAACUGCAACUGAUGUAACCGACUUCGGUUUAUCUGUUCUUGGUCAGGGAAGGCCACCCAUCGUACGAUUGUCUCUUCGAAGUUGUAAGAGAGUAACCGACGAAGGAAUCUAUCGAUUGUUUCAUGGUGGCGGGACAGUGAGCAAGACGUUGUCUGUCUUGGAUAUUGGACACAUUUCAGGCAUAACUGAUAGAGCAAUCCAAAUAAUUGCAUCUGUUGGUGUCGGUAUUACCGAGUUGUGCAUCAGAUCUUGCUUCCAUGUGACCGAUUCUUCGGUGGAAGCUUUGGCAAUGAAGAAACAAUUCGAAGGUGAAGGUAAGUCGAUUCACAGGCUUGAUCUUUUUAAUUGCAUUGCUCUAUCAAUUGAUGCUUGUAGGUCAUUUAGGGAGCCUCUGUUUUCUGGGUUACGAUGGCUAGGAAUAGGCAAUACUCGUUUGAGUAGUGAUGGAAAUGUUGGUUUAGUUAAGUUUUGUUCCAAACGACCUUGGUUGGCAUUGUGUUUGGAAGGGUGUGAAGUUGGAUGCCAUGAUGGAUGGCAAUUCCAUAGAUCAAAAUGAUUAUGUUGGAUGGAUGGAAAUAUAGAAUUACGUUGGAAUGAUAUUUGAAUUAUAUAUAUAUA
Molecule: messenger RNA, 2012 nt
Organism: Cucurbita pepo subsp. pepo (vegetable marrow)
Lineage: Eukaryota; Viridiplantae; Streptophyta; Magnoliopsida; Cucurbitales; Cucurbitaceae
Product: RNI-like superfamily protein
Biological process (GO): SCF-dependent proteasomal ubiquitin-dependent protein catabolic process
Cellular component (GO): SCF ubiquitin ligase complex
Molecular function (GO): protein binding
Source: RefSeq, a predicted model, not a curated record